Messenger RNA from Batrachochytrium dendrobatidis JAM81, 1359 nucleotides. RefSeq lists its product as uncharacterized. The record is from RefSeq and is a predicted model, not a curated record. Lineage: Eukaryota; Fungi; Chytridiomycota; Chytridiomycetes; Rhizophydiales. The transcript is spliced from 3 exons. The coding region runs from base 1 to 1359 and encodes 452 amino acids.
AUGGAGGAUCAGCCAGAAAAUACUACUACAGAGCAGCUCUAUACAGAAGAUGACGCUUCUAUUCCAUCCAAGAAUACCAAUCAUGCAACAUUACUAGAAACAGCCGACAUGAAGGAUCAUGCAGCCAUAACCCAAACUACUGCUGAAAUACCUGCCACUACCAUUAAUACCACCAUUACUGCUAUAUCAACUAGUUUGGAAAAGCAUGCUACAAUAGAAGAGUCUUUGGAAGAGCAUGUUAAGAUAGACGAGCCUUUGAAACAGCUGGAUAUUACCACUACUAGCGUUGCAUCCACUGCAUCCGCCACCACCACCUCAGCCCAUCACCCUUAUGGCAUCACAGAAACAUCACCAAAGGAUGAAGCACCGAAUAGUCCAGGAUCGAUCAUUGAGCCCGCUUCGGCAACCACUGAUAUCGCACAGAUUGUUUCUCCAUCUAGUAUUCCCGUAACAGUGCAUCAACUGCCUAGUGCUGGCCAUGGUUUGAAGCCACCUCAAAAUCUUCAAAAAAUUAUCACAGACAACAACGUGGCUCUUCCAAAAGACCUUGCGACAACAGCAUCAGUUGAUCUGUCGGCUGAAGGAACACAGUCCAAUUCAGCAAGUGAUGCGAUGGAUGGUCCUGAUCGUGAUGUGGUUUAUGUUGCAUUUGGACCUAGAGGCGGAUGGUAUGUACGAUGGUCAGAUGGAUCAUCAGCAUGGGAACAGAUCCCACCAUCACUCCAUACAAAGCUUUACGGUCGCAUGAGAAAUCUCCCUCAUGCUGAAUGUAUAUCCAUUUCAGAGAUGAGCCAAUGGGUGACUGUGUUUGGGGAUGGUAGCUUUGCAACAUCUGGGUUUCCAGUCUAUGGCAAGUUGAAAGAGGCAUUACACGAUCCGCCACAAGAUGCAGAACUGAAAACAUUGAUAUUUGCGCCUGGUGGUGGAUGGUUACUCAUGAGAGAUGAUGGAUCUAUGGCUUGGGAACGGUUGCCGUCUGGACUAGAUGAAUUACUUAAACGACGGACCAAAGCCGAUGCACCUGUUGACUGUGUGAGCAUUUCUGGGUUUGGUGGUUGGUUUUUACGGUUCACUGACGGAGAGUGCGAAUGGGAUGCCAUUCCCAAACCACUCGAGAAACUGCUUAUUCAACUAGUACGACGCGGCGAUCCAAGUAUCGUUGUGACACUCUCCCCUUCUGACGGAAUGUCUUAUUUUGUUGCAGUUGGAGAUACAGCAGAGUGGGUGCAUGACUCGGCUUCAUUGCGUAUGGCAUUAGAAUGGGCAAAUGGCGCAGACAAUGUUGUCUUGCCAGAAACAGUGGUGGUGAACAUUUACCCUCCAACUCCACCACAGUCUGAAUCCAGCUCAGCAAUCUAA